AUGAGCACAGCAAGCCUGGUACUCCCGGGGCUCGCGCUGGGGUUUAUGACCACUACUGCUAAGCUGGAGGAGGGCAGCUGUUGUUCUAAGAACCAAGUGGCUUUCAGAGAUUCUUGCUAUAAAUUUGUGCCUCUUGGCUGCUCCUUCUACAGCGCCCAGAACUGGUGUGAGGCGUGAGGAGGCCAUUUGUUCUUUAUUCGUGAUGAAGGCACCCAGCAGUUUCUAUGGAAGCACAUCUCCCAAGACAAGGAAUGGUGGAUUGGACUCAUAGAGAACUCAGCUCAGAAUGGACCCACAGACAGCACUUGCCCAUCCGUGACCAUCAGCCCUCCUAAGGUGUCAUCUUACCUUUGCACAGGUGUCGGCCAGAGUCUGGCCUAUAAGGGCCUCAGUGCCACCAUAAACUGUGGCUCGGGGGAGGUCAUCCAGAUCCAGGAUAAGUUCUGUGGGCACCAGACUCCCCAUGAUUGCACCCAGGACACUGGACACCCCUCGGACCUGGAGGAAGAAUGCAGCUGGGUCAGCGUCAAGAAUGAAGUGGCAGGCCAAGUCCAGGGGCUUUAGGCAUGCCAGGUGGCAGCAAAUGGGACCUUCUUUGGAGACCUGUGCCCCAUCUGGGGCAGCUACCUAUGGGUGCAAUACCAGUGUUGGGAAGGCCUGCAGCUGACGGUCUCCAAUGAUUUCAUCUUUGACAAUGUCACCAUUUCCCUGACGUGGCUCCUCUUUCCCUAUGUCGGAAACUUGUCCUGUAUAAUUGGUAUGGGAGAUGGCCACACUUUUGAUCCUUACUACCCCCCACCCCCAGGUAAGAGGAAUCUCUGAGCCUUGAGUCAGGAUGUGUCAGUGAACGUGAUCCACCAGUUCACGACCCCUGGGGAAUUCACUGUGUUUGCCCAGUGCACAACCAGCACGCGGCAUGUGACAGCUCAGAAGCAAGUGACGACACGAGACAAGAUGGAGAGGCUCAGUGUGGCUGGGUGCUCCGGCCUGCUCAAGUGAGGAGGCAGCCCUCUCUGCUGGGCUCUCUUCCGGGACCCUGUGUGGAUUCAGGUGGCGCUCGAUGGAGGACCAGGGGUGACUUACACUGAGCUGUCGGUUAACACCCACCUGGCUGAGUGAGCCAUGCAGAGGGCCCUCCCCGACAACCUGACCCUGGACAGAGCAGCCCAGCAACGGAUGGGCUCAGGGAUGCACCACCCGGAGAUCCAAGAUACAAGCAACACCACCACCUCCGCACUCUCCACAAGCACCACAGUCCACUUCAUGGAGCCUCUGUCAGGGCUUCAGGCUUCCUGGGCUUCUGACUACUUGGAGCUUGGACAGGACUUACUGGUCAACGUCUCGGUGACUCAUGGCAUCCUAGAGGAACUGACCUUUGAAGUAGCAGGACGCAAUGCAUCCUUCUCCCAUGAACAAGAGAGCCCCGGGCGGCCAUCUGGGAUUUACUAUGUAGCACUUCCUUUUGAAGGCUUCAGGCUGACCCGGAGCCCCUUCCCUGCAGAUGGGCCAUCCACGUGGAUCCUGCAUUUUGGAGAAGGUGUCUACUAUCUGACUGUGAUCCCCCAGUUGGACCUGGAUCCAACCCCCGGCAGGGACCUCACAGUUGGCAUCACCACCUUCCUGUCCCACUGUGUGUUCUGGGAUGAGGGCCAGGGGACUAAGGAUACCUCCGGGUGCCAGGAUACUAAAGAGGCAACUACUGUUUGGAGGGGAUGUACAGAUUCAUUUCCGAUGUUCAAAGAAGCCCUCAUGCUGGAAAAGGUUGAGAAAGACACUGCCCUCCAGAUCUUUGUGAAAACCCAGGACGACAAAGAUCUUAGGCAUAAAUCAAGUGGGGCCAUGGACCGCCCCCUCCCAGACCACCUCACCUUCUUUGGAAGCACAUUCCUGGUGACCCAAGCCAUCAAUGUCCACCAGACCGGUGAGCUCUUUGCCACUUUCGAAGACAACCCAGUUGUCGUGACCAGCGUGGGCUGCCUCUGUGUGACCUACGUGCUGGUGGUGAUCUGGGCAGGAGAAAGGACGCUCAGGAUUGGGCCCCAGGAAUGGGAGGGCGGGGAAGGGGUGUCCCACUGCAGAAGGUCCAGAGGAUGGGGCCCAGCUGGGGAGCCGAGAGACUCUGAGAUGGAGUUGAGUAUGCAGGGUGUUUAUCAAGUAGUACCUGGGAUCAGCCCGUGGGAAGGGAGGGAAGAGGCAGCAGGAGCCGAGGGAGGCGUUGAGCUGGAACGCAGCCCACCGACAGCCCAGCAGCUGAUCCACGGGCAGCGCGAGUGCUCCAGAACUGAGUUGAGAUGCCCAGGUCUCGAUCACGCCCAGAUGAACCCACCAAGCAGGGCCUUCCUAACUUGGUCCCUCUGUCCGGGUAAAGGUCACAUGCUGGAGGACACCGAUCCCUUUGCCCAGUGCCACUACCUUGUGACAGUCUACACUGGACAUUGGAGAGGGGCAGCUACUUCCUCGAAGGUGACUAUCACCCUAUAUGGCCUGGAUGGAGAGAGUGAGCCCCACCACCUGUCAGACCCUGACAUCCUGGUUUUUGAGUGAGGGGGAGUGCAUGUCUACUUACUCUCCACCCUGUUCCCCCUGGGGGAACUCAGGAGCCUGCGGCUAUGGCAUGACAACUCAGGGGCCCGGCCAUCCUGGUGAUACAUGAGCCGGGUGCUGGUGCAUGACCUGGUGAUGGACAGGAAGUGGUAUUUCCUCUGCAACUCAUGGCUGUACAUCGACGUUGGAGACUGUGUCCUUGACAGAGUAUUUGCGGUGGCCACAGAGCAGGACAGGAAACAAUUCAGCCACCUGUUUUUCAUGAAGACCUCCAUGGGCUUCCAGGACGGACACAUUUGGUAUUCCAUCUUCAGCUGCUCAGCUCGGAGCAACUUCACCCGUGUCCAGAGGGGGUCCUGCUGCUUCCUGCUCCUUUGCACCAUGCUGAGCAGCAUCAUGUUCUGGGGUCCAACUGAGCAAAAAAUGGACGUGGGUAAAACUGAAUUCACUUGGCAAGAAGUGAUGAUUGGGCUGGAGGGCACUGCCCACAGUCCACUCCCGGACCGCCAUGACUGUGGGAAUUAUCCACGUCCAUUUUUUGUUCAGUUGGACACCCCAGAACAUGAUGCUGCUCAGCAUGGUGCAAAGGAGCAGGAGAAGCAGCAGGACCCCCUCUGGACACAGGUGAAGUUGCUCCGAGCUGAGCAGCUGAAGAUGGAAUACCAAAUGUGUCCGUCCUGGAAGCCCAUGGAGCUUGCAUCUCCUUACCCUACGUGGGCCAAUUUGCAGGAUAUGUGGAGACUCGUCAGUUCCCUGGUUGAAGCUCUGAAGGUGCCAUCCCCUGCCUUGGGCUGGGACUCAGCAAACCUGAUGGACAUCAACCAACUGCUGGCCUUGGUGGAAGACGUCAUCUGUCUGCAGAAUAUGGCAGGGCAGAUGUCCUGGGAGGAAGCCAAAGAGAGAGCGGAACCUUUAACACUCACUCUUGGGUCUGUAGAAGUGAAAGGAAACAUGCAGUGUCUGACACCUGAGGUGGGCCUGAGUGCCCCUUGGAAGGACAGUGUCUACAGGCAGUGUCUUUACCUUCAGCUGGAGCAUGUGGAGCAAGAGCUGCGGCUGGUAGGGCCCAGAGGGUUCCCCCAGGGUCAGAGCUAUGUCUGCACCCUCAGGCAGCUGCAGAUACUGAAGUGCUGACUCCGGGGACAACUGGGCACCCCAACUCCACGUCACUCUGCUUAUAUCCACUUUGCACUGCAGCUCCCUGAGAGCAAGACCCCUUGCGGCCUGCCCUGGUGGUGUGUCCUGGUGGGCUGGCUGCUGGUGGCAGCCACCGGCGGCGUGACAGCCUUCUCCACCGUGCUGUACGGCCUGCACUAGGGGCGGGCCAGCUCUCUCAAGUGGCUCAUCUCCGUGGCGCUCUCCUUCGUGGACAGCGUGUUCGUCACCCAGCGCCUGAAGGUGCUGGGGUUUGCUGCCUUCUUUGCACUGGUCUUGAAGAGAGCAGAAGAUGAGGAGGAGCCUAUGGCACCUCUCCCGGGACAUCUGUCCAGCACAGACCCCUCUGUCUUGUUCCAAGUAUGAAGAAACAGCAGAAAAGAUGUCUACCAGCCAUCUCUGGCUGCUGACAUUGAGAAGAUGUAAACCAUCCACCUCAAGGAACAGAAAGUGUUUGUCCUAAUUAGAGAAACGGUGGCGCACCUGGGCUUCCUGUGGACGCUGCUGCUGGUGGCCUAUGGGCACCGGGACCCCAGCGCCUACCACUUCACCAGACACCUCCAGCACAGCGUCAUCCAAGGCCUUUCAGCCAUCCUGAGUUUCCAGGAGUCCCUCAUGUGGGCCCGCACCACCCUCAUGAGCAACCUGUACAGUCAUUCCCCAGGCUUCUUCACUGAUGGGAACUCCAAACUGGUUGGCAGUGCCCAGAUUCGCCAAGUGAGAGUCCGGGAAAUCUACUGCACUUUUGCCCCACAGCUGCAGACGUCUCUUGACGGCUCCUAUGCACCAUCUUCCCUGGAUGAUGAAGAUGUGUCAGGCUAUGGGGAAGGCUGGAAUGCCUCCAACCUCAAUAGCGGCCAUGGCUUCACCCAGGCGUGGCAGUACCAGAGCCAGAGCCAGCGCCGAGGGUAUCCCAUCUGGGCAACUGCAUACCAGGGAGGAGGUUACGUGCUUCCCUGGGAGACUGAUCACCAAAGUGCAUCAAGUAUCUCUGACGACACCUGGCUGGACAGCCUAACCAGAGCCGUGUUUGUGGAGUUCACUGUCUACAACGCCAGUGUCAACCUGUUCUGUAUCAUCGCUCUGACCCUGGAGACCAGCGCCCUGAGAAACUUCUUUGCACACGCAGACUUGCAGAGCCUGUGUCUGUAUCCCUGCACCUAUGGCUGGUACCCCUUUGUGGUGGCUGCAGAGGUCCUCUACCUCCUGUUCCUUCUCUACUACAUGAUCGUGCAGGGUAAGCUCCUGAGGAAGCAAAAGUGGUGCUAUUUUCACAGCAAGUAGAACCUUCUGGAGCUGGCCAUCAUGCUGGCUAGCUAGAGUGCCGUGGUGGUGUUUGUGAAGAGGACCAGGCUGGCAGAGCACAACAUCCAAUAUCUGUCAGAGGAAGGAGAGAUCGUCGAUUUGCUGCUGAUGAAAAUACUCAGUUUCUUGGGCAUUAACUGUAAAAGACAGGGGCCUGGAAGCAGCGGGGAGCAGCCUGAGUCAGAGGCCUGGCCCCCUCAACCUGCCCUAGCUGUGCCCCAGGUUUAA
Messenger RNA from Rhinolophus ferrumequinum (greater horseshoe bat), 5232 nucleotides. RefSeq names its product polycystin 1 like 2 (gene PKD1L2). Gene Ontology annotation, biological process: detection of mechanical stimulus. The record is from RefSeq and is a predicted model, not a curated record. Lineage: Eukaryota; Metazoa; Chordata; Mammalia; Chiroptera; Rhinolophidae. Gene Ontology annotation, molecular function: carbohydrate binding; calcium channel activity; protein binding. Gene Ontology annotation, cellular component: membrane.